GAUGACUGAGCACUUCCGCUGGAAAGAGAACACACCUCUUACUACACCUGUUAGACGUGGGAGGACUAGGAGGGGUGGAGGAGCCAAACCUGCAGGGGUUUAGAAGAGGAAGAAAACUUUAGAAACUUAAAAGACUCUGCAACCUUCUUAGAGUUCCAAAGCAGAAUUUGGGGUCUGCUAGCAUGAGUGUGAUCAGCAGCAGUGGGAAGCAGGUGACCAGCAGUCUGCAGAGUCGCUGGGCGCAUACAUUCAAGGAAAGAAUAGCUCCCAUCAGCAAAAAUGACCAGUUGUCGCCCAUCAUCCAGCUAAAUAUUGGAGGCGAAAUAUACACAACGACACUGAGCACCUUAAAGAAAUGCCCAGGGUCUAAACUCUAUGAUAUGUUCAAUGGCCAGCCAAAAUUACGCACUGAUUCAGAAGGCCGGUUCUUCAUUGACAGAGAAGGGAAGAACUUCAUAUACAUAUUGGAAUAUCUGCGGAGCAGCCAGGUGCCCACCCAAUGUAUCCAAGAGGUCUACAAAGAGGCAUUGUUUUAUGAGAUUGAACCACUGGUAAAAAAGUUAGAAGAAACACCACAGAUCUUUGGUGAACAAGUUGGUAGGAAACAGUUCUUAGCCCGAGUACCCAACUACAGUGAGAAUAUUGAAGUAAUGAUUCGAAUUGCCAGAGCAGAGGUUAUAGCAUCUAGAUAUUCCAAUGUGAUUGUGUGCAUUGUACGGUCUGAGGAAGAUGCUUCCAAGUGUCACGAUGCCUUGAACACACUUGACAUGGACAAAGAGUCUGUGGUGAAGUUUGGUCCAUGGAAGGCCUCACCAGGAAUUACCGACCUUCUGGACUGCAUUAAGGUGGACAUCGAAGACAAGGGAUACAAAGUAUCUUACAAGGCUUAUGUUGUUGACAAAGGUUUCCGGAUGAAAUACUAUGACUUUAUUUAUAAAUUUGUGUUUACGUGGUGGUAAAGAGACCAUAUGAAUUAAACCUUACGUGACUUUACUUUUUGUGUCCAAAAGCUGGACCAAGAAAACGCAUUCCUCUUGAUGUUUACACCACAUCAUUUUAACUCCUCCUGACAUAGGGUUGUUAAAUGAAUUACUAUAUUUAUAUAUGGAUAAUAAACUUUCCUUUUAGUAUGGGAUGAGAUUUUAAGCUAAGACUUACUGAUUUCAGAUCUUAAAAGACCGGGGGGAAAUGGGUUUCAUCAUUGCAGACAAAUUACUGAGCUACUGUAAGAAUCUAAGUGCCAAAUUCACAAUUGUAGACACUGAUUUUGUUGCUGUGGGAUAUGUAUGGGUUUUCCCAAAUAUAUUUUACAAAAUGUCUCCCCCUCUCUCUCU
Molecule: messenger RNA, 1334 nt
Organism: Pelobates fuscus (common spadefoot toad)
Lineage: Eukaryota; Metazoa; Chordata; Amphibia; Anura; Pelobatidae
Gene: KCTD14
Product: potassium channel tetramerization domain containing 14
Exons: 3
Coding region: 183-959 (258 amino acids)
Biological process (GO): protein homooligomerization
Molecular function (GO): protein binding
Source: RefSeq, a predicted model, not a curated record